CUGGGGGUGUGAAUGUGUCCCUUUCGCAAGAAUGCCAAAUGCGUAACUUUUGCAUGAGGAAAACGCGCCGCUUGGUUUUUUUCUCCCCCCGUGCGCACUGUUAAGGAGUAGCAGUUCUUGCUUACAGGAUACACCAUCGCCCUGUUGCAUAGGCUAACCUCUGCAGAGAUCCCCUUCCCCCGAUCUUACAUGAUUUUCAAGCGAGCGAAGGGGCCUUUUCCGACGCGUUUUUUUCCUAACCCGUAAGCACUCACCGAUGAGUGGGCCAAACACGCUGAGCACGCUGCAUACUGUGCGUACUGUGCGAACGUUGCUCACACAAUUUACACAGUUUAAACCCUUCUCUACACAACCCCCCCCCGCCGAAGCAACGCCGAAACCAGCCAGCAUGGCCAAGAACGAAGGGACAGAAGACAAUGACAUUUUCAAAAUUCACAAAUGGUCAGGUGUGGCUGCCUGGUCGUGGGACAUCAGCGUGGAUAACUGCGCCAUCUGCAGGAACCACAUAAUGGACCUAUGCAUCGAAUGCCAAGCAAAGUUAAACGAAAAUGAUGGAAACGAUAAGGACAAAAAAAUGGACAAGGACAGCUGCACGAUAGCCUGGGGUGUGUGCAAUCAUGCCUUUCACCUUCACUGCAUAUCCAGGUGGAUUAAGGCCAGACAAGUUUGCCCCCUCGACAACACGCCUUGGGAGUUCCAAAAGGCAGCGAACUGA
This is a messenger RNA of Plasmodium vivax (malaria parasite P. vivax), 715 nucleotides long. RefSeq names its product RING-box protein HRT1, putative. Gene Ontology annotation, cellular component: nucleus; cullin-RING ubiquitin ligase complex. Lineage: Eukaryota; Apicomplexa; Aconoidasida; Haemosporida; Plasmodiidae. The record is from RefSeq and is a predicted model, not a curated record. Gene Ontology annotation, biological process: ubiquitin-dependent protein catabolic process; protein ubiquitination. The coding region runs from base 257 to 715 and encodes 152 amino acids. Gene Ontology annotation, molecular function: zinc ion binding; cullin family protein binding; ubiquitin protein ligase activity. The transcript has a single exon.